This is a messenger RNA of Megalops cyprinoides (Indo-Pacific tarpon), 3961 nucleotides long. RefSeq names its product StAR-related lipid transfer (START) domain containing 8 (gene stard8). Lineage: Eukaryota; Metazoa; Chordata; Actinopteri; Elopiformes; Megalopidae. Gene Ontology annotation, molecular function: protein binding; GTPase activator activity; lipid binding. Gene Ontology annotation, biological process: signal transduction; actin cytoskeleton organization; regulation of Rho protein signal transduction. The record is from RefSeq and is a predicted model, not a curated record.
CCUCGGGCUAGUCCAGUCAUGGCCUUCUUCAGUUGUUUGUGCACGUUGUUUAGGAGAGUGAAAGGCCUGCCCUUACCAUGGGACCACAAUAAUGCAGAACUUGAAGCUAAAGAGGCAUGCAACUGGCUUCGGGCGGCUGGCUUUCCGCAAUAUGCGCAGCUGUAUGAAGAUGCCCUGUUUCCUAUUGAUAUCCCCUCUGUGAAAAAAGACCAUGACUUUCUGGACCGGGACUCACUGAAAUCGCUUUGCAGGCGGCUGACGACUCUAAACAAGUGUGCCUCUAUGAAGCUGGAGGUGCAUUUUCAGCGCAAGCAGAGUGAAGACUCAGAAGAGGAUGACCUCUGCGCUAUCAGUGACCGGUGGGCAUUCCAGCGGGACAGCAAACGAUGGUCCAGGCUCCGCACCCUCCCGCCGGCCUCAGUGAGGACCUCGGCCAGCAGCGAGAGUGCCCUCAGCGACUUCAGCGACCUGGAAGUCACCUCCAUCCACAGCAGCAGCAGCCUGAGCGCCGGGAGCACGAGGGGCACCUCCUCCAGCGAGGUCACCGUGGCCGAGCCCACCGCUCCGGACGACCCCGACCCCCCGGACGGAGCUGGCCCGGGCAGGGAGGAGGCGAGCUCCUCCAAGGACCACCUCUGCCUCCGGGAGAAACCGAAGCGCAGCACCCGGAGCUUCCUCAGGAGGAUCGAGUCCUUCAGGCGAAAGGAUAAAGAGAGGGAAGCAGCCGCUGCAAAAGGAGACGUGGGUUCCGGCACCGAGAAUGCCAGACAGGGUCCCCUGCAGCCCCCCGCUAGCCUGCACUGCACGCCAAAUGAGAGCCUGCCGGGAUUGAAGCAGAGCAUUAGAGACAGGAGUAGUGGCACCCCUUUUAGCGAAUGGAAGGCCCAUACAAUCUGUAGGACCACAGUUGGCCGGUCCCCAAAGGGGGCGAGGGGGAAGACGAAAUCCAGUGCUCUUUAUUUGGAGGACUUCGAGAUGGGCCUGAAGGUUCCCAGCUGGACAGCGCCGGCGGGCGGGCUUGGAAGCGGGCAGGAGAGCUGUCUGGUUCACCUUCCGCCGGACCACAAACCCGGCACAUUCCCGAAAUCACUCUCCAUUGAGAGCUUGUGUCCCAACGAGCUGAGCCGGUGGCAGACGGGCAGGCUCGACCUGUCCGUCGCCAGCAACGGCGGGUCGCAGGACUUCGACGGGUUUCGCCAGAGGAGGAGCUCCUGCAGCUCCGUCGGGAGCGUCUAUGACAACGUGCCCGCGACGUACGGCGGCUCAGGGGACCUCCUCGACCUCGAGGGGGAGAAGGUCUUCCAGCACCUGGAUGACGUCCUGCAGCAUGUGCACGGCCUCCAGCAGAACAUAGACCUUUGGUCCAAGAGAGUGUGUCCGGAGCUGGGGGACGGGGACAGGGACGCAGAUGGGGACUCUGAGGAAACCACGGAGACCAUCUUCCCUGUUGGCCUCCACUUCGAGGAACGAUCCAUGUCAGACGUGGGCACGGUGGCCAGUGACUACGACAGCGUGGGGAACUCGCUGAACGAGGUGGAUGAGAUGGAGAUGAGGGAGCGACGUGAUUCUGGAGUCGGCGCCUCUCUAACCAGGCCGAGCAGGAAACUACGAUGGCACAGCUUCCAGAACUCCCACAGGCCCAGCCUGACCUCGGCAUCGCUGGAGAUAAACAGGCAGUCAGCCGCGCAGCUCAACCUGCUGCAGAAAUUCUCCCUGCUGAGACUAACCGCCAUUAUGGAGAAAUACUGUGUUCCAAACAAGCACGGCUGGGGCUGGACAAUGCCAAAGUUCAUGAAGAGGAGCAAGGUUCCGGACUACAGGGACAAGAACGUUUUUGGGGUCCCGCCUAUCAUCAACGUUCAAAGGAGCGGUCAGCCGCUGCCUCAAAGCAUCCAGCAGGCCAUGCGUUACAUUCGCAGCCAAUGUCUCGACCAGGUUGGUAUUUUCCGGAAGUCUGGCGUGAAGUCCCGUAUCCAGACUCUAAGACAGCUGAAUGAGAAUUCCCCGGAUCACGUCAGUUACGAGGGCCAGUCAGCGUACGACGUGGCUGACAUGUUGAAGCAGUACUUCAGGGACCUUCCAGAGCCUGUCUUCACCAGCAAACUGACGGAGACCUUCCUCCAGAUUUACCAGUGCGUCCCCAAGGACCAGCGCCUGCAGGCGGCCCAGGCCACCGUCAUCCUGCUGCCGGAUGAGAACCGGGAGGUGCUGCAGACCCUGCUCUACUUCCUCAGCGACAUCGCCUCCGCCCAGGACAACCAGAUGACCGCUGGAAACCUCGCUGUCUGCCUGGCCCCCUCCAUCUUCCACCUCAAUGUCUCCAAGAAGGAAGGGACCUCUCCCAGAUUAAUCCCUAGAAGAGGUGCAGUCGGUAAACCGGAUCAGAAGGAUCUGAAUGAGAACAUGGCUGCCACGCAGGGUCUGAGUCACAUGAUUAUGGAAUGCAAGAAACUGUUCCAGAUCCCUCACGACAUGAGCCAGUCCCGGAACUCCUAUGUGGCUGCCGAUGCCCAGCCUUUGCCUCUCCAUAGCCUGGGCUGUAAUCUGAAAGGCGAGCCUGGAGACUACCGGGCCUACCUGGAGGACAGCAUCCAGUGCCUCCUACGAGACGCCAACCGAGAGAAGCAGGGGCUGGCACAGUGCGCCAGCCCCGAGAACACAGAACUCUCUUACAAGAAGGUAGGAGACGGGCACCCCAUUCGCCUGUGGAAGGUCACCGCGGAGGUCGAGGCCCUGCCCUCCACCGUCCUGCACCGAAUCCUGAGGGAACGGCACCUGUGGGAUGACGACCUGCUCCACAGCCGGGUGAUCGAGUCCCUGGAGAGCAACACCGAGGUGUAUCACUACGUGACUGACAGCAUGGCACCACACCCCCGAAGGGACUUUGUUGUGCUGAGGAGGUGGAGCAGUGACCUGCCCCGGGGAGCGUGUGUCCUGGUGUCCUCCUCCGUGGAGCACGAUAAGGUGAUCCUGCAGGCGGGGCUGCGGGCGGUGCUCCUAACCUCGCGCUAUCUGAUCGAGCCAGGCGGCAUGGGGCGGUCCCGCCUGACCCACUACUGCAGAGCUGAUCUCAGGGGUCGCUCUCCUGAGUGGUACAACAAAGUCUUUGGUCAUCUCUGCGCAGUGGAGGUUGCUAGGAUACGAGACUCCUUCCCAGUCCUGACCGCCCGAGGACCUGAGACAAAGCUGUGAGACAAAACCAUUGCCUGGAUUCUCAGAAACAAAAGCCUGGGUUGGUGUAAUUGCACGGAAUUUAACAUCUCCAUGUCCUUUCAUAAAAUAGGGAAGUUUAGGUUUGACCCCUGAGCGCAUAGUCUAAUUUUGUGGUCAACUGACUGUACUGUGUCCCCAUGGAAAGUGCAACAGACAAGAUCUUGAAUCAUCAAAGAACCAUUGAAUGCCAGCAUCCGUCCUAGAGAGAAAUCUUCAUUUCUGUGUGAAAGGAAGGUCUAAAAUGUUACAUUGCCCUCAAGACAGAAAGAACAGUGAAAGCACCUUUAUGGCUCUAGUGACGGGAGUUCCAUACCCCCAAAAGAAAAUGACAAUAAAAAAUGAGAGGAUUAAAAUUCAACUGACCCAAAAGCCAAGGAGAUUAAAAUGUGUUCAUCAAAAGGGUAUAAAUUGAUUCUGUGUAUUUGUCAUAUCUCCUGUUACAUCACAGUGACACUGUAUUCUGUGAGGAAGAAAUGUGUUUACGGACAGCAUGUCACAGUGCAGAGAAAUACAGCUACGUAAUACCUGAGAACAAUCCAUGUCUAACAGUUUUGAGCUCUUCUGAAGAGCACUGCUCUCUUCAAGGAAAAAUGUGUUGUGUACCAUUAUCUGAAAGUAAUGGCCAUUUUUCACUGAAUGUGCCCUUCCUGUGCUGCUAUGUACUGUAACAAUAUCUACACAGUUUGUAAAGAUAUGUAGCCACAAACCUAAUGAGUGGAAUAUUCGGUGUGUGCAUACUGUUGUGUUU